AUGUUCGAGAAUUACCUUCAAUUAGCCCAGAUCGCCCUGGUUGUUUGCCCUUCAUAUGUUGUUUUUGGCUACAAUCAAGCAGGUUUGGGGGGACUCUUGAAUUUUCCAUCCUGGACAGAACAAUUUCCUGCGAUUGAUACUGCCAACACCGUCGGUCACGAAAAAAGCCAUCAUUCAACUGUUCAGGGGGCCAUCGUCGCCUCCUUCACACUCGGUGCUCUAUUUGGCUCGCUCAGCUGUGUGUGGAUUGGUGAUUACCUUGGUCGGAAGCGUACUAUCUUCCUCGGAGCAUGCGUCUCCAUCGUGGGCCAGGUCUUGGAACUGUCCGCUCAUUCCUUGCUCCAAUUUACUAUCGGCAGAGUCAUCAUCGGCGUCGGAGUGGGAUUAUUGAGCGCCACGGUACCUGUCUGGCUUUCUGAAUGCUCUUCUGCCGACAAACGAGGUCGCAAUGUUGUGCUAACGGGGCUCUUUAUUGCCCUCGGCUUUGCAAUCUCAGAGUGGGUAAACUUUGGCUUUUAUCACAUUCAGGAUUCGGCUGCCUCUUGGAGAGGGUCAUUGUCAGUACCACUUCUGUUCUCGUCUGUGAUUAUUUGCAGCAUACCAUUCCUUCCCGAAUCGCCUCGCUGGCUAGUCCGCAAAAACGAAAUCACUGCCGCAAAGCAGGCGCUUGCAGCACUGAAACAAAAACCGGUGGAUUCCGAUGAGAUCAUCGCGGAGGUGGCUGGGAUUGAGAUGUCCCUCGAAGAUCACAAAGAGGUCUCUCUCAAGGAUCUGUUCGUCAUGGGAGAGGAUAAACUCUUCUAUCGUUUUGCUCUUUGUAUGCUGCUUCAGUUCUUCCAGCAGAUGAGCGGUGGGACCUUGAUUUCGGUCUAUAUCCCAAUCAUUUUCGAAAAGAAUUUGAAUCUUGGUCCCAGCACUGGAAAGAUUCUUGCCUCCGCUGCUAUGACAUGGAAGUUCCUUUCCUGCUUCGUCUGUUUCUUUAGCAUAGACAGAAUCGGACGACGCGUGGCUUUCAUGAUUAGCGGAGCUGGAAUGUCUCUCUGCAUGACAGCAAUGGCCGUGUCAAACUCCUUCGGUAGUGACAACCACUCGGCUUCCAUAGCCUCUGGGUUUUUCAUCUUUUUGUUCAACUUCUUUCUUCCUAUCGGAUUCCUCGGAGCCAAUUUCCUCUACACGACAGAGGUGGCACCAGCGAGUCUCCGGGUUGCGAUGCAGGCCAUUUCAACCGCAAAUCAUUGGCUCUGGAUGUUCGCAGUCGCGAUGAUGACUCCUGUCGCUUUUAACGAUAUUGGAUAUCGUUAUUAUAUCGUCUAUGCGGUAAUUGCCGGUAUGAUAGCUCCGACGGUGUACUUUUUCUACCCGGAGACAACGGGCCAAAACCUGGAGGACCUCGACCUCAUCUUCCGCGAAGCUCCAUCCAUCAGGGACGUUGUGAGAUUAUCGAAGAAACCGCGCGUACGCAGUGAGAGCACGCAUACCUCGGAUUAUAAGGCACAGCUCGAACACAUUGAUCUGGUGGAAUGCUAG
This is a messenger RNA of Penicillium canariense, 1527 nucleotides long. Its product is annotated as general substrate transporter. The record is from RefSeq and is a predicted model, not a curated record. The transcript has 2 exons. Bases 1 to 1527 code for a protein of 508 amino acids. Gene Ontology annotation, molecular function: carbohydrate:proton symporter activity. NCBI's taxonomy places the organism in Eukaryota, Fungi, Ascomycota, Eurotiomycetes, Eurotiales, Aspergillaceae. Gene Ontology annotation, cellular component: membrane. Gene Ontology annotation, biological process: carbohydrate transport; transmembrane transport.